Anoplopoma fimbria (sablefish) is the source of this 3606-nucleotide messenger RNA. Its product is annotated as protein-L-isoaspartate O-methyltransferase domain-containing protein 2-like. The coding region runs from base 135 to 1415 and encodes 426 amino acids. Gene Ontology annotation, cellular component: cytoplasm. Gene Ontology annotation, biological process: protein modification process. NCBI's taxonomy places the organism in Eukaryota, Metazoa, Chordata, Actinopteri, Perciformes, Anoplopomatidae. Gene Ontology annotation, molecular function: protein-L-isoaspartate (D-aspartate) O-methyltransferase activity. The transcript has 7 exons. The record is from RefSeq and is a predicted model, not a curated record.
UCAGAGCGUCAGCUGGCCGAAUGUUUACAUCCAGCAGUGGUGUGUUUCAGACUGGAUCCCCACAACAACAAAAGGCUGAGCACAAGGAGACCCGCUAAGACAGAGACCAUCGGUCGGCAUUCCCACAAGUCAACAUGGGUGGAGCUGUGAGUGCCGGUGAGGACAAUGACGACUUGAUUGACAACCUGAAGGAGGCUUACUACAUCCGCUCAGACCUGGUGGAGCGGGCCUUUCGAGCUAUCGACCGGGCUGACUAUUACCUGGAUGAAUACCGGGAUAAUGCCUACAAGGACUUGGCAUGGCGGCAUGGAAAGAUCCACCUGUCUGCUCCGUGUAUCUACUCUGAGGUGAUGGAGGCUUUGGACCUCCACCCUGGCCUCUCCUUCCUCAACCUGGGCAGUGGGACCGGCUACCUCAGCACCAUGGUCGGCCUCAUAUUGGGACCCUUUGGAGUGAAUCACGGAAUAGAGUUACAUGCAGAUGUGAUUGAUUAUGCCUACCAGAAGCUCGACUCCUUCAUCAAAACCAGCGACAGCUUUGACAAAUUUGAAUUCUGUGAGCCGUCCUUUGUUGCGGGUAACUGCCUGGAGAUUCCUCCAGAGAGCCGUCAGUACGACAGGGUGUACUGCGGGGCCGGGGUGCAGAAGGAGCAUGAGGACUACAUGAAGAACCUGCUUAAGGUGGGGGGCAUUCUGGUGAUGCCUCUCGAGGAAAAGUUGACCAAGAUCACCCGUACGGGGCCGAACAGCUGGGAGACCAAAAAGAUCAUUUCUGUGUCCUUCGCUCCUCUGAUGCUGCCUAAACACAGCACUAAUCGCAAACCCAAGAAUGUCCCUCUACCUAAGUAUGAGGUACGAACGUUACAGGAGCUGGCUCGCAUCUGUAUCCGCCACACCCUCAGGGUGACCACAGAUGGAGGAGACAGCCAGUCACGCGGCCGAGGUUCCUCGUUCAGCGUUGGCAGGGGUCUGGCGGUGGCCGGGCUCCAUAAGUACGGCCCUCGCUUCAAACGCAGACGCGUCCACCGGCGCCACUGCAACGCCCUCGUCCUGGCCACGCGUCAGGUGGUGGCCAGCAGUGGCAUCGGCCCCGCCCCUCCCGACGGCAACGACACCCAGGGAGGGAGAGCGGAAGACGAGGAGGAGGCCGGAGAGAGGGAGGCGAGGCGGCAGAUGAGGGGGAGCAGGAGGGCGGGGAGGGGAGUUGGAGGGGUGGUGGAAGAGGAGGAGAUGGUGGCGGAAGAAGAUGAGGAGGAGGAGGAGGAGGAAGAGGAGCAGCAGGAGGAGGAGGAGGAGAAGGAGACCGGGGAGCUGCUCCGGCCCCAGCCGGCCGUGAACAUCCUCAGAGAGAGGAUCCUGGGCCUGCCGCUGCCCGAGCCUCUGAAGAUGUACCUGCUGUACUACAGAGAGAAAUGAGCCCGCACCUUACACCCCCACCACCACCACCACCACCUGUACAAGGCAGGACAACAUGCCACGCACCUUACUGACCCUCAGCUCCGCUCGCUCACCUUCUCCAUCAUCCAUUCUCUUUGCCACUCCCUCUUUUUUCCCGUUCCCACCCUUACUUGAUUUAUUUCCUGACACCAUAACGAGUCAGCUCAAUUUCUCCAGUGGAGGGGGAGGGGAAUGGUGGGGGGCAACAAUUUAGACAACCAAACAGUCACUGAUGUACAACUUUGCUUCUCCAUUCAUGUGCAAAAUAAAUAGAUACAAGUACAUGAGUCAUACACAGAUGAUCAGUUUGCUGCUCUGUAAAUCCAAAAUGCCAAUCAAGCCUUGCCUAUCCGCAGCUUAACAGUGGCCUGAGUACCUACAGCUUAGUGGUGCUGAGAAGGAGGACCAUCGUUGUUUGGUCUACAGUGGCAGAGCAGACAUGGCAAAGUUCAGACAGUGUAGCAUCGAGCAGAGAGAGAAGCUUACCCAUAGACCAGAAGGCAGAGGACAGCCCCUGCUCUUUUCUAUCCACCAAUUCCAGCUGUGCCCCAAGUUAGAGAUUAUACGUUUUAUGUUUAAGUGGUGAAGCUAGUUUGUCCGCAUGUGGUGGUGUGUAUCAUCAUCUAAUGGGGACGGUGUAGUUUGAGAGAGGAAGACAUGGAGUGGGCCCAGAGCUCAAGAGGAAAACGUGUAUUUAAAGUUGCAAUGAUGUUAUAUUUUCUCUCUCAAUCUAUCAUAGUCCAUGAUAUUGAAGCUUGUGACCAAGAUGGUGUGGCGGUUAUUUCCACUCCUUUCCAAAUAUAAGGGGAGCUUUGUUACGAGCCCUCAGUCCAUUAAAUCAUUUAAAUUUAAAUAAUCUGGGUUUUUUUCAAGGCAGAGGCUUGCUCAUCAUUUCAGGCAUUCUUUUAGGAGACUAGUAGAUUUAAUAGAAGGUUGAGUUCUCCCCUUUUCUAUGCAUAUAUUUCACUGUAUGAGUAAAAGUCCACUGUUGUCUCCUGAUGUCGCCACAUGGAGAUGAAACUGGACUAAAUCCUAACAUUUGUAUCCAAAGGGCAUUCUCGCUGUUUUUCUCUACAUCCCAUUUUAUUCUCUAAACCAGAAGAGAAUGACCAUAAAGAUCACAUACUUACCAAUAUUCCGAUUGACAUAAGUAAACCAGCAUGAUAACGCAUAAAUUAAUGUUUUUGAUGACUGACAGUUCGCAGGGUUUCUUUCAACGUGCUGUCAUCUUUUUCUUGUCAUAUUUUUUUAAAUAUCAUGAGACUUGAAGUGGCGUGUACAGUACAUAUAAAAAUCGUAUGUUUUGUGAAUCAUAAAACGAUAAAAAAAAAGGAGAUACUUUGAUUAGUAGGGCAUCUACUGGGGCAAGUAUCUUAUCUCACAUUUUUCUGUUGUAAUAAGUUAGAUGGAGCGUUAUUCCUUUGUACUGUUUGCUUUUGUACCAAACUUUCAGCUCCCCUCUGUGCCAAACUUCUGUUGCAUGGACAGAAUUCUCAAGAGGAAACGGCAGAUCAUCAACAAGUCACGCCUGAAGAAGAAGAAUUUGUUGAUGUUUAUUUUUUUUACAUUUAAAAAAAUCUGCUCCACUACCACUGAAAUGACACUUGUGGUUGCUUAUGUAUUAGUUAUCAUGUAAAGCUUUGAAUUCCUCCCAUUGGAAAGUUGUUUUUUUUUUGAAGAAUGUGAUGGAUAGCAAAUAUAAAAAAUAUUUGCACAAGGCAAAACAGACUGCAUCAGUAAAUACAGUCAAUGAGAUAAAUAAUAGAUAUGAUCACAAUAAAAGAAGGAAUUUGAAUAUGAACAGCUUAUAUUGGUAUUUUCUCCAACACUGAAUGGGAGUAUUGUGGCCAACAAGCAGGUCCUCAUCAGGCCAGGUUUUCUCCCUUCUGACUCCUGCUGAGUGUAAUGUCAUGCUUCACUGUUUGGCCAUUCUACCAUUUCUACUGCUGCUGGAUCUGCCUUUAAGGACUGUAUGCACACCAUUCCUUUAUUGGACAUGAGUACCAUUUCUGUUUGGUUGUUGUGCAUUUGUGAUUGUCUGCUGAAUGUACAUGAUCAUGACAGUUUUUUGGGGGGGAGGGGGUUUCUUUUGCAUUUGAUAAUAUGUUUUGGAGAGAAUGAAUUGCUUGUUUUUAAAAUUGAGCUGUAUUAUUGACUGCUGUUAAUAAAG